Melopsittacus undulatus (budgerigar) is the source of this 1722-nucleotide messenger RNA. Its product is annotated as autoimmune regulator. The coding region runs from base 85 to 1509 and encodes 474 amino acids. The transcript has 12 exons. Gene Ontology annotation, biological process: regulation of transcription by RNA polymerase II; humoral immune response. Gene Ontology annotation, molecular function: DNA binding; DNA-binding transcription factor activity, RNA polymerase II-specific; translation regulator activity. NCBI's taxonomy places the organism in Eukaryota, Metazoa, Chordata, Aves, Psittaciformes, Psittaculidae. The record is from RefSeq and is a predicted model, not a curated record. Gene Ontology annotation, cellular component: nucleus; cytoplasm.
AUAAGGUUUCCACUGUUGGUGGCCAGGGCAUAUUAAAGGGGAGUGUUGGGGAAGGCUGCUCAUCCCCAGCAGCAUCUCCGCAGCAUGGCAGGGCCGGGUGGUGAGGGGGACCUGUGGCGCCUGCUGAAGCUGCACCGCACUGAGAUUGCCAUGGCAGUGGAUGACAUCUUCCCGCUGCUGCAUGCCUUAGCUGACCACGAUGUUGUCCCCGAGCACAUCUUCAAGGAGACGCUGAGCCGAACGGAGCAUGAGGGUUCCCACCGUGCCUUCCAUGGACUGCUCACCUGGCUGUUGGGCCAAGACACUGCUGCCAUCCGGGACUUCUGGGAAGUGCUCUUCAAGGACUACAACCUGGAGCGGUACACACGACUCCGGCCCCUCCGCAGUGCCUUCCCCAGAGAGGUGGAGCUGGGGCGGCAGCACCGUGGCAGGCGUCUCUCCCCCAGCCCCAUGGCACCGCACAGACCCCAAGGCAAGAGGAGAGCACUUGAGGAGCGGGAUGGAGCCCGAGCUGUGCAGCCCUCCCCACAGCACACUGCCAGCCCUGGGCCCCUGGUGAAGGUGAGGACUGUGAAGAAGCCAGAGGGUGUGGAUGCCCUUCAUGCCCCUCGUGGCGGUGCCCUCCAGGCAGCAGCCACCUCUGUGCAGAGAGCAGUGGCUGUGGCAAGCAGUGAGGUGCCUGUCACUCAAGGGACCAUCAAGGGCAUCCUCAUCAAACACACACUGGAACCAGGCAGCUCCAAAGUGGGCAGCAAAGCUGGGGACGAGCUGUAUGCCACAGCCACCUGUGAGGAGCCGGGUGCCAGGAGCAGAAGCCGCAGCCUGAGGCCUCCUGCCCAGCCCAAGGCAUCCCAAAGUAGUGGGGAGCCCCGAAUGCACCCCCAGGACCAGCUGCUGACACCCACUGUGCACAGCCAGGACCCUGUGCCACACCAGGAGAACGAGGACGAGUGUGCGGUGUGCGGUGACGGUGGUGAGCUCAUCUGCUGUGAUGGCUGCCCCAGGGCCUUCCACCUCGCCUGCCUGGUACCCCCAUUGCCCCGUGUCCCCAGUGGGACAUGGCAGUGUGGCUCUUGUGUGGCGACUGCGGCUGAGUCAAGCAGGCUGCAGGAGGUGAAUGCAGCUGUGGAGAGAACCCCGGACACCCUGGGGGAGGAGGCAUGUGGAGCCCAGGGCAGCGGAGGUGAUGGCGGUGUCUGCAGCCAUUGCUUCACCCAGAUCCCUGCACCCCAACACUGCUCUGCACCCAGCAGGGACCCCAGGAGGCUGCUGCUAUGCCCAUCCUGUGUGACCACCCCAGACACAGGUAGGCUGGAGAGCACCACAGUGGCCAGCAACCACCCACUACAGGCAGCAAAGGCAGAGGAUGGCUCCCUUGGCAGUGACCCUGUGCUGGGCAGGAAUGAGCUUGACGCCCUCCUGGGUGAGGGUGCCUGGGACGGGAUCCUGCAGUGGGCAUUCCAAAGCAUGGCACGGCCCCUUGCAGACACCCAUGGGCUCUUCGCCUAGUGCCUGCUGCCCUGAAGGCAGCUCCCACAGCACAGGCUGUGGAAUGGCGUUGCUGCAGGAACUGCAGAAGCAUGAUGGCACCCCUGAAAACAAGUAACAGCAUCAGACACUGUGACCAUCAAGCCAGCACUCCAACUACGGAGACAAGUCCAGAAAUGUGGGUACAGCUGACGACUCUAGGUAAAGUGUGGACAGGAUAAAUAAACAUCAUGA